Drosophila persimilis is the source of this 984-nucleotide messenger RNA. RefSeq lists its product as uncharacterized. Lineage: Eukaryota; Metazoa; Arthropoda; Insecta; Diptera; Drosophilidae. The transcript is spliced from 2 exons. The coding region runs from base 1 to 984 and encodes 327 amino acids. The record is from RefSeq and is a predicted model, not a curated record.
AUGGCACUUAAGCGCGUUAUUCAAAAAUAUGAUAAGCCCUUCGAUAAUAGAACGACAGAUCAUCAUUACAGAUCAAUUAACGCGCGAAAAAAAAAAAAAUCCCCUGCAUUUGAUAAUUCAAAUAGUAACAAUUUUCAUACUUUUGAGGAAAUACAUGAACAUAUCGAUGAAACAUACGACAGCGGUUCCCAGUACCAAGCAUCUGAACCAUUAGGAUCUGAAACUUUACCAAACAAAAAUCUGGAAAAUAUAAAAAACAAAAAAAAUCGAAACCGUAUAAAAACUAAAAUAAAACAUCACCAUCAUCAUCAUCAUCAUAACCAUAUUAAAGAGCUUAUAAAAACAGUACCACAACCAUAUUCGGUUGAAAAAGUUGUGCAUGUACCAAUUGAAAAAGUGGUAGAAAAAGUUGUGCAUGUUCCUAAAAUUAUAAAUGUUACUAUAGAGAAAAUUGUACACGUUCCAAUAGAAAAAAUAGUUGAAAAGGUGAUUCAUAUCCCAAAACCAUAUGUUGUUGAAAAAAUAGUUGAAAAAAUAGUUCAUGUUCCCAAACCAUAUCCUGUUCUUAGAACUGUUCCAUAUCCAAUUGAAAUUAAAGUUCCAAUGACAGUUGAAAAAAAAGUACCGUUUCCAAUCAAGGUUGAGGUUGAACGAAAAAUUCCCAUUUAUAUUCAUACAAAAGAGCCAUAUAAAUUUGAGAAAUCAAAUAUUGAACACUAUAAUCAAGACGACCAGUCGAAAUUCACUUUCGAAGGGGAUCAUCUGGGGAUUAAAGAACAUGAACAAUCUACGCUACCGACAAACAUACACCAGCAUAGGAUAUAUAAAUUAAAAGAUAUAAACCUCCCUAAUAAAGUAGACGACCCUCCAUAUACUUUUCAACCGGAGCAUAAUAAACAUUUGAAGGAGAGCCCUAGUCAACAAUAUACAUCUGCAAGCUUAAUUUUGUUCACCUGCAACCAACGACGCAGCAAAAUCAGCUAG